UGAGCUGUGCCGGGCUCUGCUGCUCUGCUCUGCUGUGGGGAUGGCUGAGAAAAGGCGAUCGCCGUCCACACUGAGUUUGAAAGCUCAUGCCUUUUCCGUGGAAGCGCUGAUCGGGGCGGAAAAGAAACGGAAACUGGAUGAGCGCCGCGAGGAUGGUGUUGAGAUGAAAGAUAUAACGAGUCAGACUGAGAACGCGCCGAACAGCGACAGAAACUCCGAGGAUGAGAAAAGCUGUGGGACUGACUAUAGCGAGAGAUCGGCGCUUAACGGAGAAGACGAUUCGGAGAUGCCCUCUCCUCCAAUACUCACCAAGACCUAUGCGCCCUCCAAGUACAACAGCUCCCGAGAGGACAUUCGCGUGGAGCUGCAAGGUGCUGAUCUGUGGAAAAGGUUUCACGAUAUCGGCACCGAGAUGAUCAUAACGAAGGCAGGGAGGAGGAUGUUUCCUGCGAUGCGGGUGAAAAUCACAGGUCUGGAUCCCCACCAGCAGUAUUACAUAGCGAUGGAUAUUGUCCCAGUGGAUAACAAGCGGUACAGGUAUGUGUACCACAGCUCCAAGUGGAUGGUGGCUGGUAAUGCGGACUCUCCCGUCCCUCCUCGGGUUUACAUCCACCCGGACUCUCCGGCCUCGGGAGAUACCUGGAUGCGACAGGUCAUCAGCUUCGACAAACUCAAACUCACCAACAACGAGCUGGAUGACCAGGGACAUAUCAUCCUGCACUCGAUGCACAAGUACCAGCCCCGAGUCCAUGUCAUCCGCAAGGAGUGUGGAGAGGAGCUGUCUCCCGUCAAACCCAUCCCGACAGGAGAAGGGGUGAAGCAUUUCAGUUUUCCCGAGACGGUGUUCACCACAGUGACCGCCUAUCAGAACCAGCAGAUCACUAGACUGAAGAUUGACAGAAAUCCGUUUGCAAAGGGAUUCCGGGAUUCAGGACGUAACAGAAUGGGGUUAGAAGCUAUCGUGGAAUCCUAUGCAUUUUGGAGACCCUCUCUACGGACUCUCAGCUUUGAAGAUAUACCUGGGAUCCACAAACAAGGUGGCACAUCAGUCUCUUCUCUCCAUCAAAGUGCAGGGAAUGUUGCACCAUCUCACCUCCUGCCUGCCUCCUCCUGCUCUUCUCCAGCUUUCCACCUUGCACCAAAUGCCAGCCAGCUCUGCAACCUCAGCCCAGCAGACUUCACAGCCUGCAACCGCACGGGACUGGCCCUCAACAGAUAUAGUAGCAGUCUCGCUGAAACUUACAACCGGCUGACAAAUCCUGGCAGUGAACCCUUUGUGUCCCAGAGGACCCCUUCCUACAUUGGAGUAGCUAACACGGCAAGUGUGAACAUGUCAUUAUCAGGAGGUGAAGGAGAAGCAUUUAACUGCCAUCAGACUGGGUUGCCAGUACCAAUCUCCGGGAUGUCAUCUCCCCAGCUUCAGUACAUCAUGCCUUCUCCAUCUAGCAAUGCCUUCACUGCCAAUCAGACCCAUCAGGGGUCCUAUAGUACCUUCAGACUGCACAGCCCAUACAGUUUAUAUGGAUAUAAUUUCUCUACUUCUCCCAGACUGGCAGCGAGCCCUGAAAAAAUAGUUGCUUCCCAAGGAGGUUUCUUAGGUUCAUCGCCCAGUGGUACCAUGACUGAUCGACAGCUCUUGCCCGGUGUGGAGGGGAUGCAUAUGCUUAAUGGCAGCCAGCAAAGCAUGUUUGACACACGAUCAUUAGGGAGCUUAACAGCUUCACCAUCUCAGAUUGCAGCACACAUGGUUUAAUAGUCAAGGUUGAGGCAAAGUUUGGGCUCCUAAUUACUGAACUAAUGCAAAACAUUCUUGUUUUAUCCAUUUAUCAACAUGUUCACAUUUACCCAGUAUGUUAUUCAAUUGAGGUGCAGUUAUGGUAAAGGUUGAAAUUAUCAGAGACUGGAACAUCUUUGGGCUUUUCACCGCAUAUUAGCAUUUGUUUCUGAACCAUCUCCAUGUAGAUACUGUUUACACUUUCCAGUAUACAUCACUGGAUAGCUACCAGGAGCACAAGCUUACAUACAUUUAUUCCCCUUCUCAUGAUUUUCUUAAUUAAAUUACACAUGUGUUUGUUCCAAACUAGCCAUCCAGCAAACAUACUUUACUAGAGUACUUCAAUAGGAUCUAAUUUAUCAAAUGAGUGACAGCAUGAUGGCAUCAAGAAUACUCACAAACAUAACCAGUAUUUCUUGCCCUACAGUCUGUUUAAUACACAACAGUUGAAAUUUAAACAUAACAUAAUUUUAAAAAUAAUAGGGAUGAAAUGAACAUCUUUAUAUUAUAUCUGGCAACACAACUGCAACAAAUGCAUUUAAUUUCCUUUACAGAUAGUUGUGGAAUACAGACAAAUCUAUCUCAAAGUGCUAGUAUUUCUGUUCAGUCUGUUAUGUUUUCAGCAUAGACUUUGGGAAACAAUAGCACUUAGUAAUAAUAGCUACUAAAUUGAAUCAAACCAGGAUUUUCUAAUGUCUUAAGAUUUAUAUAGGAUUUUAUAUGGGAGCACAAUUGAGGACUGCAUAUGGUGUGUAGCAUGUUUCACAUUCAAUAAUUUGAAGCCACAGUUCUCAUCUAGUGCCUUAAAAUGUAGCCAUACGCUUAGGGAUCCAGCACGUAUAAAGAAUGUUUACAUAUAAUGUUCUCCCGGAUGGAUAAAAGGGAUACAUGAGUCAGACAAUCUUGAUACAUGCAUUAAUAUAAAAAAACAAGAAAUGCCAUUUAGAAACUACAUCUGGAAUAUAUUCACAUGUAAACAUCUUAAUUCCUGAUCACUGCCAUCUGGAUGACUGCUUCUCUGAUGCUGACAAUAGCCCUCUACUCAGGAAGCAUUUGCCUGAUCUGCUGAAAUGAGGUGUUCCACAAGAUCUCAACAAGUCAGACCAUAUUUCUGGAAAAGAAAGCAAUUUCAGACAAAGCAAAUCAUCUCAGUGAACAGAGAACCUUGUGUGCCUAGAAAUGUACUAACUCUUAUUACAAGCAGAAGCACUUGAAAUUGUCGUGAUACACGAUAAUUGACAAUAUAAAAUGAGAAUACAUCUGUACAGUAACUCCCAACUGGGAAGGUGUGUGUGUUUUUCCAAGUAACAUUGGGAUCUUUUUUGCAAACCACUUUGAAUUUGAUAAGACUUGCUUUCAGAGAAGGACACCUUAUAUUAAAUGAUGGUCACAGAAGCAUUUUUCCAAAUUAAAAUGUCUUAUUGAGAAUAAUGACGAUGAACAUAAAAGCAACAUAUAAAAUAUUCUGUUUCUUUACCUUGGUUAGACUGUGUUCGUGUUCAUAGGAAACAUAAUUAGAUUGAAAAUGUAAGAACCAAACCCUCAUCACUCUUUCUGCACUGUGCUACACAAUAAGUGCCAAAUGUUCUACUUGUCUUUUGUUACCUUAACAAUGGAGAUGUAUGUUUAAAUUAUCAAGCCUUAUGUACAUGCAUAGUUAUGUCAAGAUAUUGUAAACCUGUACUUCUUUAAAUUGUUUAAAUGUGUAAAUAUGUUUCUACAAAGUUUUACUGGCAAUAAAAAGUAGACUUUCAAUAA
Callorhinchus milii (elephant shark) is the source of this 3532-nucleotide messenger RNA. It is a transcript of the gene tbx18, whose product is annotated as T-box transcription factor 18. Gene Ontology annotation, cellular component: nucleus. The transcript is spliced from 8 exons. NCBI's taxonomy places the organism in Eukaryota, Metazoa, Chordata, Chondrichthyes, Chimaeriformes, Callorhinchidae. Gene Ontology annotation, biological process: somitogenesis; regulation of transcription by RNA polymerase II; morphogenesis of embryonic epithelium. The record is from RefSeq and is a predicted model, not a curated record. The coding region runs from base 41 to 1753 and encodes 570 amino acids. Gene Ontology annotation, molecular function: DNA-binding transcription factor activity, RNA polymerase II-specific; RNA polymerase II cis-regulatory region sequence-specific DNA binding.